AUGGCGCCUUAUGAGAGUUUGUAUGGUAGGAAAUGUCGCUCUCCGGUCAGUUGUUUUGAGAGUUCUAAGGUUAGGCCUAGUGGUAAGGAUUUGGUUCACGACUUUUUGGAUAGAGUCAGGGUGAUUAAGGAGAGGUUGAGAGUAUCUUUGAUUAGGCAGAAGGCCUAUGCAGAUCGUCGGCUUAGUUCCUUAAGAUUUGGAGUUGGUAAUAGUGUAUUCCUCCGUGUUUUGCUCAUAAAGGGUAUAAUGACGUUCGGAAGGAAGGGUUGGAUGCAAUGUCUUGGUAGUUCUCUUGCUUUAUGCUCUAAUGAUGGUAUGCGUGUUAAACUUGGCAUUUAUGAGAUUGUGAUUGUUGAUACAUUGCUUUACGCUUUGAAUCGGUUAUUUAUUCUGUAUGACGACUAUGGUAUGCUGUAA
This is a messenger RNA of Capsicum annuum, 417 nucleotides long. RefSeq lists its product as uncharacterized. The record is from RefSeq and is a predicted model, not a curated record. The transcript is spliced from 2 exons. NCBI's taxonomy places the organism in Eukaryota, Viridiplantae, Streptophyta, Magnoliopsida, Solanales, Solanaceae. Bases 1 to 417 code for a protein of 138 amino acids.